This is a messenger RNA of Leguminivora glycinivorella, 2846 nucleotides long. RefSeq names its product long-chain fatty acid transport protein 1-like (gene Fatp3). Gene Ontology annotation, molecular function: long-chain fatty acid-CoA ligase activity; long-chain fatty acid transmembrane transporter activity. NCBI's taxonomy places the organism in Eukaryota, Metazoa, Arthropoda, Insecta, Lepidoptera, Tortricidae. Gene Ontology annotation, biological process: triglyceride homeostasis. The coding region runs from base 121 to 2109 and encodes 662 amino acids. Gene Ontology annotation, cellular component: endoplasmic reticulum. The record is from RefSeq and is a predicted model, not a curated record. The transcript is spliced from 13 exons.
CAUCUAUCGUCGCGUGCGCACGCUACUCGUGUUUUGUAACGUUAAUCGCAUAGUUUCGGCGUUUUUUACUUGUGAUACAUUUUUAUGAUUUCACAAAUACUAUGAACUCAACAUAACACCAUGACAGAAAAAUCAGCAAUCCGCUUCGAAGAAGCGGAACGGAAGAAAACAGCCAUUCUUGCCUCGAUAGGAGCUGCUGGUGUGCUCCUGACAUGGCUCGUCAGAGGGUCGAGCCUCCUAAUGACUUCUGUGGCCCUGGUAUCCGCGUAUCUGAUGACCGGGGAUAGAUACCAAUGGGUGUACAUUUGGAAGAAGACGUUUUACAGGGACAUGUUAGGUCUCCGCGUACUCCUGAUCACCAUGUUUAAGAUCUGGAUGUGGGAGAAGAAGGGAAUGACCGUGGUGACCCGCUGGGCCGAGGUGGCACAACAGGCGCCUGACAAGAAAGCGUUCGUCAUGGGCGAUCGUCAUCUGACAUUUAGACAGGGCGAGGAAUUCAGCAACCGCAUCGCCUGGUACUUCAAACGCCAGGGUUUCAAGAGGGGCGAGGUCAUCGCUCUCUUCAUGGAGACCCAGCCAGAAUACGUGUUCAUCUGGCUAGGCCUGGCCAAGCUGCGUGUGACCACGGCUCUGGUCAACACGAAUCUUAGAGGCGCUCAGCUGACACAUUGCCUGAAGAUUGCUGGAUGUAAGGCGCUGGUGUUUGGAGAUGAGUUGUCGGAUGCCGUGAAAGAAAUCAGGAGUGAAAUCCACGACAUACCUCUCUUUCAAUUCAACUCUCCUGACCAUCCAGCACCAUCUCCCAUUCUUCAAGAUGCGUCACCACUAGCCUCAGAACUGACUGAGAUGAGCUCAGCACCUUUUACUGAAGCUGGUGUUGACAGCCCGCGGGACACGCUCAUGUAUAUUUAUACUAGUGGGACCACUGGCUUCCCUAAGGCUGCUGUCAUCACGAAUAUCAGAUACCUCCUAAUCCCACUAGGAGUCCACACAUCAGCUCGUCUGUCCUCAUCCGACGUGGUAUACGAUCCUCUGCCGCUCCACCACACGGCUGGCGGGGUGCUUGGAGCAGGUCAAGCUCUGGUGCUGGGCAGCACCGUGGUACUUCGGAAGAAGUUCUCCGCUUCCAACUAUUGGAGCGAUGUCGCGAAAUAUGGAUGCACUGCAGCUCAAUACAUCGGUGAGAUAUGCCGCUACCUCCUAGCGGUGCCACCUUCACCCAGCGACCAAGCGCACCGCGUACGCGUGAUAAUGGGCAAUGGACUAAGGCCGCAGAUCUGGCAGGAGUUUGUAGAGCGAUUCGGUGUUGAGAGGGUCAUGGAGUUCUAUGGGGCGACAGAGGGGAACAGCAAUUUGAUCAACUUGGAUUCUAAAGUGGGAGCCAUUGGAUUUUUGAGUCGACUUGUAUCAUCAAUUUAUCCUCUAACUCUAGUCAAAUGCGACGAAAUUACUGGUGAAAUUUUAAGGAACAGUGACGGCAGAUGUAUAAGUUGCGGACCUCAUGAACCUGGUCUAUUACUCGGCAAGAUAGACGCUAAAAAGGCUAUCCUCACAUUCGCGGGCUACGCUGACAAGACUGCUUCGGACAAGAAGAUGGUCCGCAAUGUGAAGAAAGAAGGAGACUGCUAUUUCAACACUGGAGACAUACUGGUUAUGGACCACUUCGGCUAUUUCUACUUUAAGGAUCGGACUGGAGAUACUUUCAGAUGGAGAGGUGAAAAUGUGUCAACAGCUGAAGUGGAAGGAGUCAUAAGCACGCUCGUCGGGCUCAAGGACGCUAUCGUCUAUGGAGUCUCUAUCCCACACGUAGAAGGUAAAGCAGGUAUGGCGGCCAUCGCUGACCCGGAGAAGAAACUCGACAUCCCCUACCUCACCAAAGGUCUACGGUCUUCACUCCCUGCCUACGCUAGACCGCUGUUCCUCAGGGUCUUACCCGAACCUCCCCUAACUGCUACAUUCAAGCUGCGUAAAAAAGAUUUAAUAGAACAAGGCUACACUUUAGGUCUUCAUGAAGACCCCAUGUAUUUCUUAGAUCAGAAGACCGGGGAAUAUGUUCCUCUGACGAGGAAGCUGUAUGAUGAUAUAGUUAAAGGUGUCAUAAGACUGUGAUUCUUGCCAUUUUGCGGGUUAACUCUUACUCCUAUUUAGUUUCUAAAUUGUUUUUAAGUAGUAGAUGAAUGAGGGCUCUUGCACAAAAAAGACAACCAAAUAAACAGACUGAUCUACUUUAUCUGUAAUCUAUAGCAAACUAUCUUCAGAAGCUUCAAUCGAGAGUGCUGAGUGAAAAAGAUAUUUUACAAGGAGGUUAUAUUUUUCUCAAUUUAUGAAGAAUAAAAAAUCUUUGCAAUUUAGAUUUGGAGAAAAGAAUCUCUAGAACAAUUGAAUCUGAAUGAAUCUGGUUUUCUGAUGGGUUUUGCAUGAUGAGCAAAAAAUUAUAUUUUCAUACCAAGCGACAUGGCAGAAAGGUUUAUGAGGUUAAAGAUUUCUUUAGAGAUAAACAGCAUUUAAAAAGUGACGCUCCGUGUCAGAAGAGUCUUUCUGCUACAUGAGUUAUAAAAAUUGACCUUUUCACCAGAAUUUACAUUGUAUUUUUGAUGAAAUUACUUUACUUUAAUGCAGAAGGACCCUUCUCUUGAGGAAAGCCACAAAAAUAUAUUGAGGAGGAGCAUCUGUUACAAGUGGACCAAUCAUUUUAGCAAUUUAAUUUUGUGAAUACAUUUUGUGAUAAAAAUGUGAUAAUUUAUACCAAAAUUUACUGCCCUGAAACAGAUCAGCCAUUUUAUUAUAUCUAAAAAUUUAUGAAUACUUAUAGGUAUAGAUUUAUUAAAAUAAAUGUAUAUGAAGGA